UCAGUCCUUAUUUCCAACCCCCAAUUCAAAAUUUCCAACCCCUGCUAAAGUCCCURAAUUAAAUAUAAUUUAAUGUUAUGUUUUCUUAAUUAUCCACUUCUAAUUUAAGGUAAUGCUACUGGACAGGAUGAUUACUCAAUUCCCCAAGAACCUUCAGACUUCGAAUUAUCAUCUGGUUCUUGUGAAGACUCGAGAAAUGGAAUUGAAGAUGAAAAUUUGGGACAUCAGACAAUGAACCUACAAGAUUUAACAGCAAAGUACUUGAUAAAAAUCAAGGAAGGCAACAAACUAACCAAUAAAGCUAUGCAAAAUAUUGUUACAUCAACAUCUAAAUUGUUUCAUGUUGCUUUCAAUCAACUGAAAAGAAAAAUAGAGUGUUCCAUAGAGGAGGCAGGUUUGGAAGUGGAGGAUAUUCCAGGAAUAUCUGAUGCUUUUGAUGAAGUAUGUGAUCCUUUUGAUCAGCUUCUUACUACCUGGAYGCAGUCAAAAUAUSUUCAAAGCCAUUCACAAUAUGUGGGCCCUGAAAAGAAAAUACUUGGCAAGACAAGAAAGAUUGUAAAAAGAAACAWUAAAAAACAAAUACUUGAAAUUGAAGAUACCUUCUACUAUAUCCCUAUACUGGACACACUUCAAGUUCAAAUUCGCUCUCCUUCGUAUCUUGAAUUUAUUCUAAGAGGCCCAGAAAAAUCAAAUGUCCCUGAAGAACUCAGAGAUUUUUGUAAUGGAACAUUUAUAUCUGAACAUCCAAUGUUUGGUUCUGAUGAUCAAGCUCUGCAAAUACUGAUGUAUUAUGAUGAUGUCAACGUGGUAAAUCCUAUGAAUAAUAGAAUUCAUCAGCUUGGUUUCUUGUACUACCAACUAGCCAAUCUACCUCCACAGUAUCGUUCCAAAUUAAAAUCAAUUCACCUUUUUUCAAUUUGUAAAAAAGAGCACAUUAAAAAGUAUGGCUUGAAUAUAAUCCUUCAGCCAUUUGUAGAAGAUCUACGUUCCUUGGGCAUUGAUGAAGGUUAUCCAUUUGAAGUUGAUGGUGGAGUUAUACAUCUUAGAGGAGGCUUACUUGCAACACUGGCUGAUACACCAGCUAGUCAGGCUGCAGGUGGUUUUAAAGAAAGUGUUGGUGGGGCACGAAGAAAAUGCCGUCAUUGUAUGGCAACAUUUGAACAAAUACAAGAAUUUUUUCUUGAAGAAAAUUUUGAUCUGCGCUGCAAGGAUGAGCAUGAGAGACAAGUUAAAAGAAUGGAAAAUGCACCUUCAAAAUAUCUUGCUUCCUAUUACAGCAAAUACUAUGGAAUCAAUACCAAAGCAAAAUUAAUGGAAGCCCCAUACUUCGAUGUCUGCCAACAAUUACYACAAGACUUAAUGCAUAUUUUUUUAGAAGGGAUUUUAGCUUACCAUAUGAAGCAUAUGUUAAAGUACUUCAUAUCUGAUUCAGAAACUGAUAAAAUAACACUUGAUCUGCUAAACAAGGAAAUAARACUUUUUCCUUUAGGAUAUUCACAUAAACAAGAUAGACCAGUCCAUGUGAAAGAUUCUGACAUUGAUAUUAAAGCAAGCACAAACUUAGGUCAGAGUGCUAGCCAAAUGUAUCUCUUGGCAUUUAUACUUCCAUUCAUUAUGGCAAAGCAUAUUGACAUUCAAGAUUCUGUUCACUGGGAUUGCUACAUGUCUUUGAUAGAGAUUGUGGUGAUAUGUUUUUCAUCAUCAAUAACUACUCAGAGUGUGGUAUACUUGAAGUCUGCCAUCAAAAAAUAUCUUCAAACCUUUAAGGAUCUAUAUGAUGCAAGAAUAACUCCUAAAAUGCAUUAUCUAGUUCAUCUUCCUUCUAUGAUAUUGAAGUUUGGUCCUCUAAUAAGGUCGUGGUGCAUGYGAUUUGAGGCAAAACACUCAUAUUUCAAAGAUAUUGCAAGAAUCACAAAAAAUUUCAGGAAUCUCCCACAUUCAUUAUCAACAAGACAUCAAUGCAUGGAACUGGCUGACAGCUUAACACUGGAUGAUGAAACUGAUCCUUGCCCACUUUUCAGSAAUGACUGUGAUAUGGGAACAAUAAAACCUAUCAGAGAUCAUGAUUCUACUGCUUAUGCUUGGCAAUGCAUACAAAACUUUUAUGAUAUCCAUGGGCAGUGCAAUAUUCGGAUUGCUGAAAUAUUUUUGGUUGAUUCUGUGAGAGUUUAUGGCACUCUUUAUAAGCCUGGAGCAAACACCUUUUUACUGAUAAGCAAAGACUUUCAGAAUCCAGAAUUUGGAAGGCUUAUUAAACUUUGGUAUGUGGAGAACCUUGGAGUCUUUUUCGUGCUGCAGAAGGUGGAUAUGAUUUCUUAUUCUCGAUACAUAAAUGGUUUUGAAAUCGAAGAGCCCAACUUACCCCAAGGCUACAUUAUAAUAGCAGCAAAUGAUCUACCCAGCCCACGAGUACAUCAUGCAUACAAGUUCAAUGAUAAGUCCUAUAUUAUUAAAAGAGAUGAGUUUUAAUUAUCUGAACUAUUCAUAAGGUGACUGGCUACUUUUGAAUGUUCCAUUUAAGCAGUCUGUCAUGAUGUUGAGUGUGUGCAGUAUCAAAAAUAAACUUCAAGAGGGUAAAACCCUUAAAUUGUGCAAGGGAUUCUAUUAAUCUAUACUUUAUUAUGCUUUGAUAAUGUC
Actinia tenebrosa (Australian red waratah sea anemone) is the source of this 2637-nucleotide messenger RNA. RefSeq lists its product as uncharacterized. The record is from RefSeq and is a predicted model, not a curated record. NCBI's taxonomy places the organism in Eukaryota, Metazoa, Cnidaria, Anthozoa, Actiniaria, Actiniidae.